This is a messenger RNA of Musa acuminata AAA Group (dessert banana), 1141 nucleotides long. Its product is annotated as probable aquaporin PIP2-2. Gene Ontology annotation, cellular component: plasma membrane. NCBI's taxonomy places the organism in Eukaryota, Viridiplantae, Streptophyta, Magnoliopsida, Zingiberales, Musaceae. The record is from RefSeq and is a predicted model, not a curated record. Gene Ontology annotation, biological process: transmembrane transport. Gene Ontology annotation, molecular function: water channel activity. Bases 105 to 971 code for a protein of 288 amino acids. The transcript is spliced from 4 exons.
AUAACGCACCACCCAUUCCCAGCUCUCCCAGCUCGCAUAAAUAACCCCACCCCGGCUCAGGGUCGAAGCACUCACUGCACGAUCCCCAGCUCUCCUCUCGACAGAUGGCCAAGGACGUGGAGGCGGCAGCAGGCCACGGCGAGUACGCCGUGAAGGACUACACGGACCCUCCGCCGGCGCCCCUCUUCGACUGGGAGGAGCUGACCAAGUGGUCGCUGUACCGCGCGGCGAUCGCCGAGUUCAUCGCCACCAUGCUCUUCCUGUACGUCACCGUCGCCACGGUCAUCGGGUACAAGCACCAGUCCGACCCCAACGUCAACCCCACCGACGCUGCCUGCAGCGGCGUCGGCAUCCUCGGCAUCGCCUGGGCCUUCGGCGGCAUGAUCUUCAUCCUCGUCUACUGCACCGCCGGCAUCUCCGGUGGCCACAUAAACCCGGCGGUGACGUUUGGGCUGUUCCUGGCACGAAAGGUCUCCCUCAUCCGCGCGCUGCUCUACAUGAUCGCCCAGUGCUUGGGAGCGAUCUGUGGGGUUGGGCUGGUGAAGGGAUUCCAGAAGGCCUUCUUCGUCCGCUACGGCGGCGGCGCCAACGAGCUCAGCGACGGCUACUCCAAGGGCACCGGCCUUGCCGCAGAGAUCAUCGGCACCUUCGUCCUCGUCUACACCGUAUUCUCCGCCACCGACCCCAAGCGCAGCGCCCGCGACUCCCAUGUGCCGGUUCUGGCGCCACUCCCGAUCGGGUUCGCAGUUUUCAUGGUUCACCUCGCCACGAUUCCCAUCACCGGCACUGGCAUCAACCCGGCGAGGAGCUUUGGAGCUGCAGUCAUCUACAACAAGGACAAGGCUUGGGACGACCAGUGGAUAUUCUGGGUGGGGCCUCUCAUCGGUGCCGCCAUUGCCGCAGCUUAUCACCAAUACAUCCUAAGAGCAGGAGCUGUCAAAGCUUUGGGUUCUUUCCGGAGCAAUGCAUGAUCACCUCGUCGAAUGGAAUGAUGGUUGGAGUCCAGUGGUGGCAAAUGCCAUGUAUCAUCUCUCUCUCUCUCUCUCUCUCUCAUCUGUCUUUGUACUACUUCCGUUUUCCAAUCAAAGUGUUGCCACUCGAGUCAUCAAAUCGAAAAGUAAAAAAGGAUUGUUCGUCUUCA